Messenger RNA from Linepithema humile (Argentine ant), 2295 nucleotides. Its product is annotated as A disintegrin and metalloproteinase with thrombospondin motifs adt-2-like. NCBI's taxonomy places the organism in Eukaryota, Metazoa, Arthropoda, Insecta, Hymenoptera, Formicidae. The record is from RefSeq and is a predicted model, not a curated record. Gene Ontology annotation, cellular component: extracellular matrix. Gene Ontology annotation, molecular function: metalloendopeptidase activity. Gene Ontology annotation, biological process: proteolysis; extracellular matrix organization.
UUUAUAACGUAUGUAUAUAAUAAGAAAUUUAAUAUAUAAAAAGACGUUAAUAAAACAUUUUCAAGUACUAAAAUUCAAAAACGCAAGAAACAACAUGAUUCUCAUAUUAAAAUUGGUAUUAAUAUUUUUAUUAAAUAAAACGCACGCAUAUAUCGAGCAAGAUAUCGAAAGAAUAUUGCUGCCGGCAUUGAAUUCGACAAGCGCAAAGGAAAUACCACUAACUCUGAAAAUUUUUGAAAAACAAAUUCAAUUAAACCUGCGUAGAAACGAUCAGAUUGUAUCGUCCAAGUUUAAAGUAUGGAAACAUGACGCAAAAAGCAUCACGGAAGAACUUAUUCCGCAAUUAUACGCAUCUGAUCCUUGCCAUUAUUUUCACAAUGAUCAUAUCAGCACAGCGGCCAUAAACUUUUGUCAAGAAUAUGGAUGGGAAGGAUUCGUUUUUCUGAAAGACGAAACAUUGGAAAUUAGACCUUUGCGGGAUGACUUUGCGUCUUUGACCUCAAUCGACGAUCUUUGCGUUAAAGAAGAGACAAAUAUAUCAAUUGGCAAACCUCAUUUAAUUAAAAGAACAAUGCAUUUAUCUGCUGAUUCAAGUUUUCGUAAAUACGAUAAUUUUAAAAUAAAGCGACGUCAUGUACGAAAUACGCAAAAAAAAUUAACUAUAGAACUAGCUGUGUUCGUCGACGAAGCCGCAUAUCGUACGUUCAUGCCUUUUCUGGACAAAGAUGAAAAAAAGUUGCGCAUGAUGAUAUUAGCGUAUGUGAAUAAUAUUCAAGCUAUGUUCCAUCAUCCUAGUUUGGGUGUCUCUAUCGAUAUUUCGUUGGUACAUUUGGAAUUCUUGGAUAAACAACCCUCAAAUUUGCCAGAUUUUGGCGGUGACGUUGUGAAACUGAGCGAAGCAUUCUGCGAAUUCGCAAAAACUCGCAAUCCUCCGGACGACAAUGAUCCGCAUCACUGGGACAUUGGUCUUUACAUAACCGGAGUAAACGUUUAUGGCACGAGUCAAGCUGUCGCAGGAAAAUCCUUCAUCAGUGGUGUGUGCAAAUCAAAUAAAUCGUGUGCGAUAGUCGAAUUCGGUAUUGUAGGUAGUGUGACAUCGGGUUUUAUAUCAUCUCUCGCUGCUGCUCAUGAGAUCGGCCAUGUCUUAGGAAUGCAACACGAUUCAAUACCGUGUGAAAAAUUCAAAUACAUUAUGACUCCUGGCCUGGGACCCGUAGGCCAUAUGACAUGGUCCGAGUGUAGUCGUAAUACAGCUGAAAAACUCUGGACUACACCAAAGUGUCUUGCAGAUCAUACGACAUCAAAAGACGACUUGGACCAUUCGAGAUAUCACGAUUUACCCGGAAGAGAAUGGACUGCCAAAGCUCAAUGCGAAAUAUAUUUUCGCGACAAGGAUGCAAACGUAGUCUCGUUGCUUGAUAUAUGCAAAUCCUUACAAUGCGAAUCGCCUCACAAAAAUGGGUAUUACUUUACGGGACCGGCGUUGGAAGGAACUUAUUGCGUACUCGGGAAGGAAUGUCGCGGAGGAGAAUGCGUGCCUCUUCUCGAACUGCCAUACACGCUCGAGUAUUGUGAAGAUGAUAACUGGUGUGAAUGGAAAGAAGGCACCUGUCAGAGUAGUUGUUUGGAAGAAUCUAAAGGCGUAAAAAUCAAACGACGUUCUUGCAAGCAUGGAAGUCGCAGAACGGCGAGUUGUGAAGGGCCAUAUUACGACGUGGUUCUGUGCGAUGAUUCGUUACUCUGCACGGAGAAACGUAAAAAGAUCCAUUUAUAUACUGCAACAAAAUGCACGCAAUUCAAUCUUUUCGCAAUAUCAAUCAAAAUGGAAUUGCCGUUUGAAUUAGAAAUGAAGCCAGGAUGGCAGGCCGCUCAUGAUGUCGAGAAGCCAUGGAAGGCCUGUACUGUACACUGCCGACUAAAAGAUUCAUUUACUCUCUACUCACUACGCGUUGAAAUGAUCGGCAUUAAUAUGGACCCAUACUUUCCAGAUGGAAUGUGGUGUCACAAGGAACAUGGCGAAGAUUAUUACUGCCGCCAACAUUAUUGUCUGCCGGAAAGCUAUAAUUAUUAAAAAAUCAUUGACGUGUGUGUAUGAGAAUCGAAAGAAAAAUCAUGAACCGCGCCUAAAUCAUUUUAGAAUAGUUCGACAAUUUGUUUGGCACCGAAUUUUCGAUCGGUCAAUCUGUCCUUAUUAACAUCUGUUUAGCAUAUCAUCCACAUCUUAUUUAAUUAAGACAAAUAGACCAAGAAUUAUAUCAAAUUUUCGGCAAUUAAAAUUAAUUCCGUCGAUUAAAA